This is a messenger RNA of Juglans microcarpa x Juglans regia, 2018 nucleotides long. RefSeq names its product squalene epoxidase 3-like. The transcript is spliced from 8 exons. Lineage: Eukaryota; Viridiplantae; Streptophyta; Magnoliopsida; Fagales; Juglandaceae. The record is from RefSeq and is a predicted model, not a curated record. Gene Ontology annotation, molecular function: flavin adenine dinucleotide binding; squalene monooxygenase activity. The coding region runs from base 205 to 1791 and encodes 528 amino acids. Gene Ontology annotation, biological process: sterol biosynthetic process. Gene Ontology annotation, cellular component: membrane; endoplasmic reticulum.
UUGAAGAGCUGUCAAUCAGAGGGUUCCAACUACCAACGCUGAGCUGUUCAGAACUCUCAGUAAUUGUUCAUCCUCAACAUCAACCCUCCAUAGCGCCAAGAAGAACCAAAACUAGAGCCAGCAUUGCAUCGCAUUGCAUCCUAAUCCCAUUCAUUUUGUUCUUCUUUUUCUUCUGGGUCGCAGUGUUUCGUUCCGCCGAAGAGAAUGAUUGUGGUAGACCAGCACUUGCUCUGGACCUUCUUUGCCUCUCUGUUCUGCUUUGUUCUUCUCUACACUCUUCGUCGCCGUAAUAGUAGCAAUGCCAAUCAGAUAAAGCUGAAGAAGAAAAACUUUCCAGAAGACUGCGCGAAACAGAGGUUAGCCGACAGAGAAUGCCCCCUCGUUGAUGGCUCACGCACCGACAUCGUUAUUGUCGGCGCCGGUGUCGCAGGUGCUGCCCUCGCUUACACCCUCGGCAAGGAAGGAAGACAGGUUCGUGUGAUUGAGAGAGACUUGAAAGAGCCGGACCGGAUUGUAGGGGAACUUCUCCAGCCUGGGGGUUACCUGAAACUAGUAGAACUGGGCCUUGAAGAUUGUGUUGAGGAAAUUGACGCUCAACGAGUGCUCGGAUAUGCUCUCUUCAUGGAUGGGAAAAAUACCAGGCUGCCUUAUCCUUUGGAAAAAUUUCAAUCGGAUGUGGCUGGAAGGAGCUUCCACAACGGGCGUUUUAUACAAAGGAUGAGAGAAAAAGCUGCUACUCUUCCUAAUGUGCAAUUGGAGCAAGGUACAGUAACAUCACUGCUCGAAGAAGAUGGGACCAUUAGAGGAGUUCAGUACAAAACAAAAGAUGGUCAAGAACAUAAAGCUUGUGCUCCUCUAACAAUUGUGUGUGAUGGUUGCUUCUCAAAUCUGCGCCGCUCUCUUUGCAACCCCAAGGUAGAUGUGCCCUCUUGUUUUGUGGGUUUAGUGUUGGAGAACUGUCAACUUCCAUUUGAAAAUCAUGGGCAUGUCGUUUUAGCAGACCCUUCACCCAUCUUGUUUUAUCCAAUCAGUAGUACCGAAGUUCGCUGUUUGGUUGAUGUACCUGGUCAGAAAUUACCUUCCCUUGCAAAUGGUGAAAUGUCCAACUAUUUGAAAACAGUGGUGGCUCCACAGAUUCCACCUGAGCUUCAUGAUGCCUUCAUAUCUGCCAUUGAUAAAGGAAAUAUAAGAACCAUGCCAAAUAGAAGCAUGCCAGCAGAUCCACAUCCGACUCCCGGAGCCCUUUUAAUGGGUGAUUCUUUCAACAUGCGCCAUCCAUUAACCGGUGGCGGGAUGACUGUGGCGCUUUCUGAUAUUGUUGUGCUACGAGAUCUUCUUAAGCCACUGCAUGACCUGAAUGACGCAACUUCAUUGUCCAAAUAUCUUGAAUCCUUUUACACCUUGCGCAAGCCGGUGGCAUCUACAAUAAAUACUCUGGCUGGUGCCCUCUAUAAGGUGUUUUUAGCCUCACCAGAUCGAGCAAGGAAGGAGAUGCGUCAAGCAUGUUUUGACUAUUUAAGCAUCGGAGGAAUGUGUUCCACAGGACCCGUGGCUUUACUCUCCGGUCUAAACCCACGUCCAAUGAGUUUAGUUCUCCAUUUCUUUGCUGUCGCAAUAUAUGGCGUUGGCCGUCUGCUUCUUCCAUUUCCUUCACCUAAACGCAUGUGGAUUGGAGCUAGGUUGAUCUCGAGUGCAUCUGGUAUAAUAUUCCCAAUCAUCAAGGCAGAGGGAGUGAGGCAGAUGUUCUUCCCAGCAACCAUUCCGGCAUAUCACAGAGCUCCUCCUGUCUAGUGAGAUAUCUAAAAGGGUAUGAUAAAGAUCAAGUAGCUUUGGCUUUGUUGUAGUCAAGAAAACAGGGUGAUUAAUCCGAAGCAAGCCAAUGGGGUGGGUAGGUUUGUAUGCUUGCGGUUUCCCCUAGAGGACAUUGUAAAAUUAUUAUAUUGUUGAGACUGCUAGAAAGUGUACUCUGUAUUUAACGAUGAACAAUCAUUCUGUUAGAAAAACUCGAAAUUAUGUAA